Messenger RNA from Cadophora gregata, 660 nucleotides. RefSeq lists its product as uncharacterized. The record is from RefSeq and is a predicted model, not a curated record. The transcript has a single exon. The coding region runs from base 1 to 660 and encodes 219 amino acids. Lineage: Eukaryota; Fungi; Ascomycota; Leotiomycetes; Helotiales; Ploettnerulaceae.
AUGAAAGACCCUAGAGUCUCAUUUCAACGUGCGAAUCGCGAGACUCCAGUCCCUCUUCAUGCCUGUCAUUCCUCCCGACAAUGGGCUCUUGAAUAUCACUACAUCUCCAUUCCAUGUCAUUUCGAUGGAUCGAUACAAGGAGCGAUUUACGUCAACUGGAAAUUGGAUGACGUGAUUGUACGAGACACAGAGACACUUCUCCACCUCUCAGGAAUUACUGAUCUCAACCUCACGUCCAACUUGGCUCAAUCGGUGAGCUACAUGUGGCGGCGUCCCAAUAUCAGCCCAUCGCGCUUCAGAGAGAGAACGAACGAUACUGGCGUGCGAGACGUGCCGUUUCCCGCUCAUCUCAACGACGCGGAAGAAAAAUUGCAAAAUUUAAGUGUUGCUGAAAUUCUCAAUCCGAUCAACAGGGCUGCGUUGGCCAGGUUCAAGAACUUAAAAACCCUGCAUAUGCACUUCGGAGGGGUCUGCAACGUCCCUGGAUUCAAGUCCCACGCAACCUUGGAAAGAGCUCUCGUGCAACUGUGGAAUGAGCGUGGCAUUGAAGCUCCUGAGAGGAUAUUCCUGCGGCCUCGGCAGUUCGAAGAAGUCAUCGUACGACCAACUUUACGCAAGUUCAUACACUUGAAUCAACUUCAGGUCUGGACUACCCUCUAG